AUGAUUUCAUUAAAGGAACAUCCUGUAUGGUGUGAAAAAAAAAAAUGCGCUUUUCUGUUAAGUGUAGUAAUAAGUAAAUACAACAGAACCAAUGGAAGAAGUGAGUGGAAUGCCAAUAGGUCUUAUUCUACACGAUCAAAUUUUUUGAGAAAGCAAAAAAAAAAAAAAAAAAAUUUAAUUAAAAAUGAAAGGAGUUUACCGCUAAGCAGUAAGACGCCAAGUGUAUUAUGCGAGUUUAACGUAGAAGCAGAGAAGAAGAUAUAUUUUCACAACCUAUUUAACUUCCCUUUGGUAGACGUACUAACCAUUUUUAAGCUGCUACUACAGCUAAGGAAAGUAACAUUAUAUAAAUAUAAUGACAACAUAUCAUUUACGUUGAGGGAAAUAAAAAAAGGAGACAUCUCUUAUAAAAGCACAAUUCGUACUUAUCUGUUAUUUUUAAAAAAAUAUUUAUCGAGAAAUAAACAUGGAGAAAACGAAAUUUUAGAAUUAUUUAGGCGUCUCCAAUUUGAGAAGCAAACGGAAAAGGAAAUCGACGUUACAGCGAGUUAUGAUGGAACGGAUAGUGAAUAUAUUACCAGCCAUGAUUAUUCUCUAGAGGGGCCAGGUGCACACCCCAGGUGGGAGGUUAACAAAAAAAAAUGGACCCUUAUGUACAUUUUAAAAAAAAUUAUUCGCAAGCUGAAUGUUGACAUAAGGCAAAAAGGUUGCAUAAACAACGUGCGUGAUAAAUCGUUCCUAUUUAAAUUUCUUGUAAACAAAAAAAAAUUUCGCAUUUUAUCAUUUUAUAAGAAAAUAAAAGGGGUGUACUACUUGUGCCGAAAUGUUAUGUACGUGCAGGUAAACAGCCUCCUGCAGAAAGACAUAGCACUAUUGAACCUUGUAUCGACGAACAAAUCAUUCUUAGAAAUUGAUAAAAGCAAAAUAGCACUUGAUCCUUUUUACGUAAAAUACUAUUAUAAAUAUCAUCUGAAUAAGUUGCUCUGCUUAUCUGAACAGUUGUUCUUAAUGGGGCGUAAACUUAUGCACCAGGGGAAUUUAAUACAUCUUUCACAAAUGGAAAUGUGUACUGGCAGAAGUAAGGAACGAGCUCAAGGUGAGUUUUCUUUCAAGGACAACAUUUCCAUUUGGAGUCAUCAGACUAUCGAAAAUGAAACAGAUAAUAAAAAUAGCUCAAGGAAUGAUCAAAUGGUACGUUUGAAAAAAGACAGCAUAAACAUUAAGGUGAUCAACGUGUACCUGAAUGGGAAAUUCUCCGUCGCAUUACCCCUCGUCUUAACGUACAACAUAAAUAAAGAUAUUUUCUACUUAAACAAUUUGUUCUACCUCGAUGGAAGCAAGUAUGAUAUGGGAAGCAUACUCAUCCGAAAAGAAAUAUAUUUUAAUAAUUUAUCGUUUUUUCAGUGGAAAAAUUUCAGAUACCUGAACAAUGAAAAUAUUAUCCUAAAUAGUGACAACCUUCGUUUCGACUUAAAUUAUGUUCUUCUGUUUUAUCACUUAUAUUUCAAUGAAGGGGAAAAAUUGUGCAUCCGUUCGCAUAUAAAUCCCACCUUUUAUUUUUACCCUCCCGUACGUAGUAGAAAAGGAUCGAAUCAGAAAAGGGUAGAAAGAGUUGUAUACCGGGCUGAUAAGAAUGUCCUUAAUUUCGUUUUUUGA
Plasmodium knowlesi strain H is the source of this 1656-nucleotide messenger RNA. RefSeq names its product conserved Plasmodium protein, unknown function. The transcript has a single exon. Lineage: Eukaryota; Apicomplexa; Aconoidasida; Haemosporida; Plasmodiidae. The coding region runs from base 1 to 1656 and encodes 551 amino acids. The record is from RefSeq and is a predicted model, not a curated record.